AUGAGCCGUAAACCGCUUCAACGGAAAAUUGCCGACGCUUUUGAAGAGCAAACAGACGGAUCCGGUACAAAGACAUGCCGAUGUCUUGCCAACCUCGGGAAGUGCGAAUAUGUGCAAAAAACAUUCGUCCUUGCCAACUUCAAGCGGCACAUCAUAGUGUGCCAUGUUGAGGUUGCCCGACGACUGGGAAUCCUACCGGAUAACACCGAAAAUGCAGAUGCCCCCAGUACGUCAAAGCGGCCGAAGCAGUCACCUUCGAAAAUCACCACAGAACACGACCGAAAAUCCGCCCUGAAAGGGUCCAUAAUGUACGUCACCGAAAACAAUCUUCCGCUUUGCUUUCCGGACUGGGAAAGUUCCCAGCUGCUGAUAGGCCUAAUAUGGAAGGCCUACGGGUUGCACGUCACCAGCAAUACAAUGCCCAACCUGGUGUCACAUGUUGCGGAAAUCAUGCGCCGUAUUAUGGUGGAGAAGUUCCAGAAUCAGCUGGUGGCCCUAAAAAUCGAUUCGGCAACACGGCUGGGGCGGUCGUUUUUUGCCAUAAACGUGUCCCUCGCAGACGAGGACGGGGAAAUCCAAAUUUAUCAUCUUGGACUGUUACUUACAAAACUUGAUCGACAUCAAACCAGUGCACCGCGGGAGAAAACUGCUGUCGGUGGCGGGAAACCAUAUAGAGGAAACACCUACGGAUACAAUGUCCCUACUUCAUUGAAAAAAGUUGGCGUGUGUCGAGCUGCUUUUGAAAUCCUUCACGGGGUGUCGCCGAGCCGCGUUCGAAGAUUGUGUCUUCUUCUUGCACAGGGCAAGCUUCCAAAUGAUUCGCGGGGAAAAUCGUCUCCUGGAAAUGCUAUUCCAGGUGCCACAACUGAUCUUAUACAAAAACGUAUUUCGUCGUUUCCCGUGAAAAUUGCCCAUUACACAAGUGCCGAGAUCGAGAAGCAUUAUUUGAGUGAGAAGCUUGAUCUUACGAUCAUGUUUGGUAUGUUCAAGGAGAAAUAUCCAAACUCAAAGCUGAGCUACUGCUAUUACAGGAAGAUUUUCCGUGAACAUUUUGAUUUAUCCUUCGGUCGUCCUCAAGUAGAUACAUGUUGCACAUGUGAAGAGCUGUCUGUUCAAAUCAAGAAUUCGUCUCUUAAUGAAACAGCAAAACGGGUGGCUGUUAAUGAAAAAGCUGUCCAUCUACGUAGGGCUAAAGUGUUUUCAUCACUGAUGACCGGAAUAAGCCAGCAAUCAGAUGACAGUGUUGCAGUUAUUGCCAUGGAUUACAUGCAGAACUUGCAUAUUCCAAAUAUUCCGGUUCAAGAAGCGUUCUACUUGAGACAACUUACAGUAAAUGUUUUUGGUAUCCAUAACUUGAAAAACAACAGUGCCAAAUUUUUUGUUUAUUACGAAGGAAACGGAACGAAGGGUCCAAACGAAGUUUGCUCUUUUGUAAUGCAGUACAUAACCGACAAAUUGAAAUCUGCCAGACGGCUGCAUAUUUUUUCGGAUGGAUGUGCGGCACAGAAUAAGAAUAAUACGAUGGUGAGGAUGUGCUCGGCCUUGGUCUCUCUGGGAAAAUUUGAUUCAGUCGAUCAAUACUUCCCAAUCAGGGGGCAUUCAUUCUUGCCAUGUGAUAGAGACUUCGCCGUAUUGAAGAAGAAGAUCAGCAAAGUUGACCGCGUCUACACAGUUGAGGAAUAUGUAGAUCUUAUCAGAUCUGCUGCCAAGCGUAACCGAUUUGAAGUUCAAACUAUCGAGGCCAAGGAUAUCAUUGACUUCAAAUCUUGGUGGCCAAAGUACUACAAGAAAGCAGCGAUAUCAUUGGAAACUAGUGGCAGAAGUACCCCAAAGGACCAGAAGGUUCACUUCAAGGUGUCGCAGUUCAACCAUUUUUCUCACUCGGAAGAAAAUAAGGACCUAGUGGUGGCGAAAGACUACAUUCGUGGUGCUAAAAAUAACACUUUCCGGCUGUUGUCCAAGCCAGGACAACUAAAACUCCCAACAAAUCCAGCAUAUCCAGCAGGAAAAGUACCGAUAAAUAUAAAGAAAAUUGAUGACAUCAAGAAGCUCAAAUCGUACAUUCCGGUUGAUGAUGAUAUUACUGAGUUUUAUGACGAAAUUUUGACGAAUUGGCCUACGUGCGAAACUGACGCUCAAGAAGAAAGUGGCCAGUGAUGUACCCAAGCGGAGAAAUCCAAGUUUUGUAUUGUUCAAUGAAAUAAAGAUGAAAUGAACCAAAAUUGAAACAUUACUCAUUAUUCACUCAAAAUUGUUGAAAAUACAUCAAUUUUAGGGGAGAGGGGAGGGGGGGGGGGUUGGCCAAAGUCUCCGCUCCAUACAAAUUUCGAAAUUUUCAUAUGGGUGUAAGUCAACGAGAGGGGAUUAUGGUGGGAUG
Molecule: messenger RNA, 2377 nt
Organism: Aedes albopictus (Asian tiger mosquito)
Lineage: Eukaryota; Metazoa; Arthropoda; Insecta; Diptera; Culicidae
Exons: 2
Coding region: 1-2157 (718 amino acids)
Source: RefSeq, a predicted model, not a curated record